This is a messenger RNA of Sycon ciliatum, 1359 nucleotides long. RefSeq names its product basic proline-rich protein-like. Lineage: Eukaryota; Metazoa; Porifera; Calcarea; Leucosolenida; Sycettidae. The annotation marks the transcript as partial. The record is from RefSeq and is a predicted model, not a curated record. The transcript is spliced from 3 exons.
CCACCACCGUCACCACCAGCACCAGCACCACCGUCACCACCAGCACCACCACCGUCACCACCAGCACCAGCACCACCGUCACCACCAGCACCACCGUCACCAUCAGCACCACCGUCACCACCAGCACCACCAGCACCACCAGCACCACCACCGUCACCACCAGCACCACCACCGUCACCGCCGUCACCACCAGCACCACCACCGUCACCACCAGCACCGUCACCAGCACCGUCACCACCAGCACCACCGUCACCACCAGCACCAGCACAACCGUCACCACCACCACCGUCACCAGCAGCACCACCACCGUCACCACCAGCACCACCAGCACCAGCACCACCGUCACCACCACCACCGUCACCACCACCACCGUCACCACCAGCACCACCAGCACCACCAGCAUCACCACCAGCACCAGCACCACCGUCACCACCAGCACCACCACCGUCACCACCACCGUCACCACCAGCACCACCGUUACCACCAGCACCAGCACCACCGUCACCACCACCACCGUCACCACCAGCACCACCAGCACCACCACCGUCACCACCAGCACCACCACCGUCACCGCCAGCACCACCACCGUCACCACCAGCACCACCAGCACCACCACCGUCACCACCAGCACCACCACCGUCACCGCCGUCACCACCAGCACCACCACCGUCACCACCAGCACCGUCACCAGCACCGUCACCACCAGCACCACCGUCACCACCAGCACCAGCACAACCGUCACCACCACCACCGUCACCAGCAGCACCACCACCGUCACCACCAGCACCACCAGCACCAGCACCACCGUCACCACCACCACCGUCACCACCACCACCGUCACCACCAGCACCACCAGCAUCACCACCAGCACCAGCACCACCGUCACCACCAGCACCACCACCGUCACCACCACCGUCACCACCAGCACCACCGUUACCACCAGCACCAGCACCACCGUCACCACCACCACCGUCACCACCAGCACCACCAGCACCACCACCGUCACCACCAGCACCACCACCGUCACCGCCAGCACCACCACCGUCACCACCAGCACAACCGUCACCACCACCACCGUCACCACCAGCACCACCACCGUCACCACCAGCACCACCACCGUCACCGCCGUCACCACCAGCACCACCAGCACCACCGUCACCACCAGCACCGUCACCACCAGCACCACCGUCACCACCAGCACCACCGUCACCACCAGCACCACCACCGUCACCACCAGCACCACCGUCACCACCAGCACCACCGUCACAACCGUCACCAGCACCAGCACCACCGUCACCAUCAGCACCACCGUCACCACCAGCACCAGCACCACCGUCACCACCGUCACCACCAGCACCA